This is a messenger RNA of Pichia kudriavzevii, 1557 nucleotides long. RefSeq lists its product as uncharacterized. The record is from RefSeq and is a predicted model, not a curated record. The coding region runs from base 1 to 1557 and encodes 518 amino acids. Gene Ontology annotation, cellular component: cytosol; plasma membrane; cytoplasm. Gene Ontology annotation, molecular function: protein-macromolecule adaptor activity; ubiquitin protein ligase binding. The transcript has a single exon. Lineage: Eukaryota; Fungi; Ascomycota; Pichiomycetes; Pichiales; Pichiaceae. Gene Ontology annotation, biological process: ubiquitin-dependent endocytosis.
AUGCAUUCUAUUUCCAACACAUUAUCCUCCACUACUUCGGCGACUUCUGUUGAUGGGGCUCUAUCUAGUGUUGCCUCACCAAUUGAAAUCACAAAUAUUCCACAGGAAAAUGAAUUCUUGAUUCUUAAUACAUCACGAUUCAACAUAACCUAUAAACUGCUAGAUAAGGUAUUGUAUUUGAGGAAAGACACCUCGGGAUCAAAACUCACUUUGCUUAGAGGGUACCUUUGCGUGUAUGUUCGGAAACCAGUGAGAAUCAAGCACAUCCAAUUGAAAUUCGAAGGUGCUCUAGAUGUCAGGUACUUCCCAAGUAACAUGAAAAUCGAUCCGUCUUCAACAUUUGUGAAAAAUAAAUCGUUCCCCAUAUUUAGCCAGUCAAGAAAUUGGCAAUAUAAACAGCAUGACAAGGUGUUGGAUACAGACUAUUUUGCCAAGGGUGCAUUCUCUUACCCUUUCCAAUUUUUGAUACCGAACGAUAUCCCGGAGACAAUGUCGAAUGUUUUCGGUUCAACGAGCUACUGCUUAACAGUAACAGUUUCUCCAAUAUCAAAUACAUUGGGAUUGUCGAUUCUAGGCUCUUCCCUUAUAGCAAAAUCGUUUCCAAUUCAAGUGGUGCAAUGUGAUACCGAGCCAGAAGGCACGUGUCAUGUCUCUAAUGACUCCUUCUCACUGGGCAAUUGGCGAUACCUUUUUUAUUACAAGAUUGUAAUCUCAAACCGUCAGGUGGCUAUUGGUGAUAAGGUCAAGGUCUACGUAAAAAUACUACCCAACAAAGCCUUUAAGUACAGAAUCAGAAAUAUAAAAGUACUCCUAGAUCAGAUAACUGAGUAUGAUAUAUCUAACAGACUCGAAGAGAAUGAGAGAGACAAGUUCUAUCAUAAACUUUCUAGUACCGAGACGGCUUUACUUGAAUGGAUCAACGUCGACUCCUAUGAUAAUGACCCGCAGGUUUGGGAGUUCGAUUGUGAACUAUCAAGAGUCUUUGAAAAAUACAAUUUGAAAAACAGAUAUAAAAAGCAAAGUUUUACCCUUGUUCCUACUACAAAUGAACUUGAAAAUAGGAUUUGCCAUUUCAAGGUUUUCCACAAAAUCAAAGUAUACCUCUCAGUGGAGGAGAUAGUUUCGGAGGAUGAUACUAUCUCUGAGUUUUCAGACAAUGCAAGCUCGUUUAUCAUACGACCUAGAGCACAUAGUUUGGAUAAAACUCUGAUGAACACUAGGGCAGAGAAAAUCGAUAACGAUCAAAUGCGUAGAAAUUCACCUCUGGUUCAAGAAAGCGAUCCAAAUAAAAGUAAAGUGGAUUUGGUAUUUGAUGCAGAUGUUGAGAUACUUAAAGGUGAAAGUGUAGUUGGGAACAUGCCACCACCAACAUACACAGAUUCCCAAAUAAUCCCUCAUUUAGCCACUAUUGACAAUAGUAAUACCAGCAAAACGGACAUUCUCACCAUUAUUGAUUCCAGCAAAACAUCUCAGAAUCAACAGCUAAACUUUAUAUUGCCUCCGGCAUAUGAAGAGGUAGAAGAACUUACAGAACCACCACUGUAUUUGUACAAAUGA